AUGGUUGCUGACGCAAAAGAAGAAAGGCUGUGCCUGGCAGAGAGGAAUGGUGCUGAUUUUGUUGUUCACUGGGACGACUCGGAAUUCGAAGAUAUUGGAUUCAUGCGCACUAAAGAUGUGGCAACGUACCGUGUUAAUGUUGGUGGCGUUUUGUUCGUUGGUGGACUAUCUGGAUUGGACGUUCAACUUCCCAUUAAACUUGUUGCAAAGAACAGGCUCGCUAUCAUGGGUGUCACGAGGAAUCUGGUACAUCUCAUUGCUGGUGGACAGAUAGAAGCACCAGAUUAUGUCGUGUAUCCAGUAAAUCAAGCAUCA
Cooperia oncophora is the source of this 315-nucleotide messenger RNA. NCBI's taxonomy places the organism in Eukaryota, Metazoa, Nematoda, Chromadorea, Rhabditida, Trichostrongylidae. The record is from the annotation of a GenBank genome assembly.